UCUUAGAGGUCAGACGAUCAGAGAUCACCUUGGACCCCGUGGCCAUUAUAAGAGAUCUACUCGAACUCUCAUCUUUGCGACCUUUUUCUCUGGUUCGGUUCAACCAAAAACAUGAAGCCUCGCCGGUCGAGCUGCACGGACUCUGGAUCCGAGUCCUCAGAAGUGGACUGCAAGAGCCCGGAGAAAUACGAGUCCGCCACACGCCGAAGGAUGGCUGCCAAUGCCAGAGAAAGGAAGAGGAUGCAGGGCUUGAACACGGCCUUCGACCGUUUACGGAAGGUGGUCCCACAGUGGGGCCAAGACAAGAAACUGUCCAAGUAUGAAACCCUGCAGAUGGCUCUCAGCUACAUCAUGGCGCUCAACAGGAUCCUGACGGACACCAAGAGGCACAACACUGCACAUAGGCAGUGGGUGGACUUGGAGUUUGACGGUGUGCAACCUGACGACUAUCAGUACCUCAUGAGGUACGAAUCCAUGGGGCAGGACUCUAUCAACUCCUCUUUCUCUCGUCAGUUUGAUGGACAUCAGCUCCAUGUAUAAAAAUAAUAAUAAUAAUCUGCCUGUUGGCAUGUAAAACAGUCAUGUUGUAAAUUGCAAUGUGAACCUUUUUUUCUCCAAUUAA
Messenger RNA from Phycodurus eques (leafy seadragon), 622 nucleotides. RefSeq names its product atonal bHLH transcription factor 7 (gene atoh7). Gene Ontology annotation, molecular function: protein dimerization activity. The record is from RefSeq and is a predicted model, not a curated record. Bases 112 to 540 code for a protein of 142 amino acids. NCBI's taxonomy places the organism in Eukaryota, Metazoa, Chordata, Actinopteri, Syngnathiformes, Syngnathidae. The transcript has a single exon.